AUGCGGACCCUCCGACUGAACGCUGGGGGUGGAACCACGGUGUCACAAAACCAAAGUAUGAUGGCGGUUGAGCAAGUAUGCCCCCAUCGUUUAGUGGUUCAGGACAUCACUCUUUCAAGGAGGCAUCGGAGAUUUGACUUCCCCUAG
This is a messenger RNA of Eutrema salsugineum, 147 nucleotides long. RefSeq lists its product as uncharacterized. Bases 1 to 147 code for a protein of 48 amino acids. The record is from RefSeq and is a predicted model, not a curated record. NCBI's taxonomy places the organism in Eukaryota, Viridiplantae, Streptophyta, Magnoliopsida, Brassicales, Brassicaceae. The transcript has 2 exons.